Molecule: messenger RNA, 1526 nt
Organism: Haliotis rufescens (red abalone)
Lineage: Eukaryota; Metazoa; Mollusca; Gastropoda; Lepetellida; Haliotidae
Exons: 2
Coding region: 706-1425 (239 amino acids)
Source: RefSeq, a predicted model, not a curated record
AGUGACCCUCAUUAUCAACGAGAAGACAAUCAACACAGGGGGGAUGAACUGGGAGAGAGGAAGGCAGUAUGGGAGGUGCUGUCCGGCCACAAAUCCCAGCCCUGGUCUCACUUCAUUACACAUCAAUGCUCCGUCUCUUUACUCUGCGGCUACCAUUGUUUGACAGGGCCACUGUGGGAAUCUGAUACAGUAGACUCGACUGGACAACAGCCUGUCAUUAACACUCCAUAGAGACACCGGCCACAUUCCUUCCAACAACCUGAGGCGGCCUGUGUUUACCUGGGCGCUACAGGUAUAAGAGCUGGAGUCAGGCGGGGGACACACCAGAGGAAUGCUGUAGUGCUGCACGUGGUAGACCUCUACACCAAACCAGGGUUAGAAAUUGGCACUAGUCCUAUAGUCCUUGCCAAACUGCCCAAUAGUAAAGGUAUCCUAAGGACUAGUAGAAAUUAGCGAUUCUUAAAGGUUUUGCUAUAUGUUAUCAUUAUAAGGACUAGUGGACUGAAACUGUUAGUUUCUACCGCUGCAAACCAAUGCACUUUUAUAUGUUGUGACACACCACUGGACUACACCAGCAGCACAGGAGUCCAUUUCCAGGAUUAUCAUCUUCAUCUGCUUCAUCGGAACUGCCAAAUAUGCAAAUAAUGCUACUUCCCAACUGACACAAGGUGGAGGUUCUGAUACACCUUCUCAAGAGAUUACACCAUGACAAGGCUGGAUCUUCAUCUGCUGUACAUGGGACUGUCAGUAUUACCCAUGCUAACAUCUGCUGCACCUCUCUCCAGCAAUGCAGCUUGUAAUCACAAAUUUAACCACAGUAUACAGAGGUGUUUGGAAGCUUUCCAAGACUUGUAUCAAUCUCAGCAGCAAGAAAAUGGAAUGGAUCACCUCAUUGUUAAACACCUUUGCUUAGAGUAUGAAAAGACAUUACAAUGUAUGCACUCGGCCUUGACAAGUUGCCCGACCCCGAAAAACAUCCAACGUGUUCAACACAAAUUGGGAGCUGACUGGGUGAUGGGUGUCAAUCAACUCUGCCGUAUCCAAUCAGAAAGCAGGACCGAUGAAAGUGGCAAUGAGGAUGAAAUGGAUUACUUGCCAAACACCACAAAAGAGGAAUCUCAGGAUUCAAAACAAAGUGACGAAGCUCCCACGCCAAACAGUGUAAAUGAAAGACUCAAUGACAAUAAUCUGGACACAAACGAACUUCCAGAGUCAGUGAAAGGAAAACAGGUCUCAUUCUGGAGCAAAGUGAUUCGAGUGAGACGCUUAAAGACUUCAAGAGAUUCCCCUUUGGAAAAGGACAAUAUUGAAUACAAAUUUUACAACAUAUUAACAAAUUACACUUCUUCGGCUUCAAGGAGUCAAUACUUGACACUGUUAUUAUGGAUACUGCCUACAGUAUUGUUUGUUUCGUGGGCACUGUAGUGUCAGCUCAUCAAGUCACUGUUAUGUUGAGUUUUUGUUUUGUUAUCAUUGUUUUUGCCUAUGUAAUAAACAACAUCACUUCUAAGAUUUUUGUGAUAUUG